AUGCUCGCCCUCCGCCGCCUCCUCCCAGCAACCCGCUCCCUCCACUCAUCCGCAAUCGCUUGGAAGGGCAAGGCUGCCGCCGCCGACGAGGAUGUGGACAUGGACGACCUGUUCGACGACUCUGUCGCCGACCUCCCGUCCUCUGGCGGUGGAGACCGGUCUGCGCGCCGAGCCGAGUUCAUCGGGCGUAUCAUGAACCCUACGCAUGGGCGGGAGGAGCACCGCGCCGGCAACCUGCGCAAGGUUGUGCAGCUCAGCGACAGCCCAGAGCAACUCGAGGAACUCGGGCGCGUGAUUCAACAAUGGCGCGUUAACGGGUACGGGGUUAGCAAGCAGACGUCGGCGGAGAUUGUGGGGCGCUGCAUCAACCUCGGGCGGGCGGACCUCGCCGACAAGUACUACCGGAACCGGGCGGACUACGGGUUGAAGCACGUCUCGGCCCACAUGGCCACGAAGCUCAAGACCAAGCUGGCCGAGGCAAAGGCGUCCCAGGCGUCCGAGGUAUCCGAAGCGUCGGCAUAG
This is a messenger RNA of Cutaneotrichosporon cavernicola, 522 nucleotides long. RefSeq lists its product as uncharacterized. Bases 1 to 522 code for a protein of 173 amino acids. The record is from RefSeq and is a predicted model, not a curated record. NCBI's taxonomy places the organism in Eukaryota, Fungi, Basidiomycota, Tremellomycetes, Trichosporonales, Trichosporonaceae. The transcript has 3 exons.